Messenger RNA from Mya arenaria, 5214 nucleotides. Its product is annotated as sushi, von Willebrand factor type A, EGF and pentraxin domain-containing protein 1-like. The record is from RefSeq and is a predicted model, not a curated record. NCBI's taxonomy places the organism in Eukaryota, Metazoa, Mollusca, Bivalvia, Myida, Myidae. Bases 1 to 5112 code for a protein of 1703 amino acids. The transcript has 17 exons.
AUGCAUAGAUACUUAUUUGUAUUUGUAGCAACUGCAGGUUUGGGGCAGGUUCUUGGCUUGAGCUGUGGAGCGACGUGGGAUGUGCAGACUUGCUACCGGUGCAAGGGCUACUACGACAGCUGUGGAAAUGACGAGGAAUGGCCCAAUAUGAGCCCUCAGGAAUGCAGGUCGUACAUUGAUGGCACAAGUAUCCUGUCUGUACACUACAGCACCUCUAACUGUGCCCGCUACAACUGCAACUACAACAUUCGCUACACCUCGGACACACGCUGGCUUGCAAGGGCAACAUGCAACUCAGAUUGCCGAAACUUCACACUAUCCUACGUUUCCAGACGCCGAGUCUCCUCCAGCCAUACCGCCCACUCUUCAUCGUACCCAGGAAGUAUCGGUAGGUGUUUAGAGAAGUGUUUUGACACACACAACUGCUACACCGUAGAAUACGAUAACGACGAUGGGCGAUGUGUGUUGUUCACAAGCUGCGGGACAGAUUGCAAUGUGGAAUAUGACUACAAUUCCGACGUGUAUGAAAGAGAAUGUCAUGACGAGUGUCCGGAAUUGUUCAAUGCUUCUACAUACACUGUCAGCACACUUUCAAUCUCGGUUGGGGCGACAGCAAACUACACCUGCCGCGACGGUUUUACUCACACCGGCGGAGACCUCACAAGAACUUGUGAGGCUUUGCUGACUUGGAGCGGUGUUGAACCCAUAUGCGAAAUUACUUGCACAGGAACGUUUCUAACACAGAUAUGUUACAAAUGUAAAGGCUACUACGGGAGUUGUGGGAACAACUUUGAAUGGCCAUACAUGACAGAAGACGAGUGUCGGAACUCGAUCGAUGGCGUGAACACACUUUCAGUGCACUAUAAUCCGUCCUCCCCCGGCUGUGCACGCUACAACUGCCACACUAACACCUACUUCACAGAUUCCACACGUUGGCAGGCAAGAUCUACGUGUAAUCCGGACUGCCUGGUCUUCACGUUAGGAAAGAUAGACUACCAAGAUGUCACGGAUGCAGAAACAGUAUCUUUCACGACACACAUCGAAGGAGAAUGUUUCAUAAGUUGUUUCGACUUCCCCGACUGUCGAGUGUUUACUUACAACAGAUAUACAAAGGUGUGCAAAUUAUUUAGCUGCAGUCACACCACAUGUACCCUAUCGGAGCAUAUGGGAUCGUCAACACUAUAUUACAGAGAGUGUCACACAGAAUGCACCGCCUUGCAUGACGCAUACACAUAUUCGAUAUCUACGGCAACCAUUCGUGAGCCAGGUACUACAGCAAGUUACACGUGCAGAGCCGGAUAUGAGUUGACGGCCGGAGACUUCGAAAGACACUGCCAGCAAACUUUGCUAUGGAAUGGAACAGCACCGACAUGUUCGUAUGUCGGUUGUGAGUCGGCUUGGGUACACCAGGUCUGUUAUAAAUGUAGAGGAAAUGUUAAUUAUUGUGGCAAUGGCGGUUUUUGGGGUGUUUUAUCUAAACAGGAAUGUGAAAGCUUUGUCGACGGCGUUAAUUACAUAUCAGCCCACUACAAUCCAACUGAUUCAGGAUGUGCAAGAUAUACUUGCCAUGAAAAUACGUAUUUCACAGAGUCUUCAAGAUGGCAAAUGCGCACAAGUUGUAAUACUGAAUGUACCAACUUCACUCUUGCGUUGACCGAAAACGUUAAAGUAGAUGCUAGUGUUCCGGCCAACAUAUCUUUCAGGACAAAUGAAAUCGGCGAAUGUUUUAUCAGCUGUUUCGAACUUGUUGGAUGUUUUAUAUUUACGUACGAUAACAAUGCACACAUGUGUGAAAUUUACACCUCUUGUGGGACCACGUGCACAACAAUGGCAGACUCAAACGUGGAUUUGUACACCAGAAACUGUAACAUAGAGUGUUAUGAACUGCUUAAUACCAUUUCGAGGAGUGUGUAUACGCCUGCUUCACGCUUGCCUGGAAGUAUGGCAAUUUAUGAGUGCGCAUUUGGAUACGUCCAUACUAGUGGUGACAUUGAACGGUCAUGUCAACCAGAUCUGGGUUGGAAUGGUACGGAAGCCAUAUGCAGCAGGGUCAAUUGCUCGACACCUAACAGUCUUUCAAAUGGUGUCGUUGUGGCGAUUAACUCCACGUUUUCGUACAAUGACUUAAUCGAGUAUGUGUGUGAUGCGGGAUACGAGCUGAAUGGCAUUGCAAUACAGCAAUGCCAUGGUGAUGGUAACUGGAGUGAUAUUCCUCCUAUCUGUGAGCCAGUAAACUGUGGGUCGCUUUCACCGCCAUCCAAUGGGAACGUUUCAUUUCCAAACGGUACAACAUAUCAACAGGCUGCAGCUUUUGUUUGCGAUUCGGGCUUUGCUUUGAGCUCUACCACAGUUGUCAAGUGUAUUGCAUCGAAAAGUUGGUCCCCUCAAACUCCGACAUGUGAAAUUAUAGAUUGUGGUGCAGUACCCCACCCUGUCAAGGGGUAUGUCAAUUUGUCCGGAGGGAUUUCAGGAAAUACAACAUACGGGGCCGUUGCAACAUACAACUGUGAUGCUGGAUUCACACUUUCACACAGUCUUACGAGGACAUGCUCUGAUAAUUCAUCAUGGUCAAACACUGCACCCAGUUGUUCCACUAUGUGUAGUGAACUGUUAAAUUCCACAUCGACGAAUGUAUACGUUUCUGAGAGGCAUGCAGGUUUGCCUAUAAUUGUGGCUAUUUACGAGUGUGCGUUUGGAUACGUCCAUACUAGUGGUGACAUUGAACGGACAUGCCAACCAGAUCUGGGUUGGAAUGGUACAGAAGCCAUAUGCAGCAGGGUCAAUUGCUCGACACCUAACAGUCUUUCAAAUGGUGUCGUUGUGGCGAUUAACUCCACAUUUUCGUACAAUGACUUAAUCGAGUAUGUGUGUGAUGCGGGAUACGAGCUGAAUGGAAUUUCAAUACAGCAAUGCCAUGGCGAUGGCAACUGGAGUGAUAUUCCUCCUAUCUGUGAGCCAGUAAACUGUGGGUCGCUUUCACCUCCAUCCAGUGGGAACGUUUCAUUUCCGAACGGUUCAACUUAUAAGCAGAGUGCAGCCUUUGUAUGCGAUCAAGGCUUUGCUUUAAGCUCUUACGACGUUGUGAGUUGUAAUGCUUCAAGGAAAUGGUUUCCCCAAACUCCGACAUGUGACGUUAUAGACUGUGGACCAGUACCCGACCAAGUUAAUGGGUAUGUAAAUUUGUCCGGUGGGAUAUCAGGAAAUACAACAUACGGGGCCGUUGCAAUAUACAACUGUGAUGCUGGAUUCACACUUUCACACAGUCUUACGAGGACAUGCUCUGAUAAUUCAUCAUGGUCAAACACUGCACCCAGUUGUUCCACUAUGUGUGGUGAACUGUUAAAUUCCACAUCGACGAAUGUAUACGUUUCUGAGAGGCAUGCAGGUUUGCCUGUAAUUGUGGCUAUUUACGAGUGUGCGUUUGGAUACGUCCAUACUAGUGGUGACAUUGAACGGACAUGCCAACCAGAUCUGGGUUGGAAUGGUACAGAAGCCAUAUGCAGCAGGGUCAAUUGCUCGACACCUAACAGUCUUUCAAAUGGUGUCGUUGUGGCGAUUAACUCCACGUUUUCGUACAAUGACUUAAUCGAGUAUGUGUGUGAUGCGGGAUACGAGCUGAAUGGCAUUUCAAUACAGCAAUGCCAUGGCGAUGGCAACUGGAGUGAUAUUCCUCCUAUCUGUGAGCCAGUAAACUGUGGGUCGCUUUCACCGCCAUCCAAUGGGAACGUUUCAUUUCCGAACGGUUCAACUUAUAAGCAGAGUGCAGCCUUUGUAUGCGAUCAAGGCUUUGCUUUAAGCUCUUACGACGUUGUGAGUUGUAAUGCUUCAAGGAAAUGGUUUCCCCAAACUCCGACAUGUAACGUUAUAGACUGUGGACCAGUACCCGACCAAGUUAAUGGGUAUGUAAAUUUGUCCGGUGGGAUAUCAGGAAAUACAACAUACGGGGCCGUUGCAAUAUACAACUGUGAUGCUGGAUUCACACUUUCACACAGUCUUACGAGGACAUGCUCUGAUAAUUCAUCAUGGUCAAACACUGCACCCAGUUGUUCCACGAUGUGUGGUGAACUGUUAAAUUCCACAUCGACGAAUGUAUACGUUUCUGAGAGGCAUGCAGGUUUGCCUAUAAUUGUGGCUAUUUACGAGUGUGCGUUUGGAUACGUCCAUACUAGUGGUGACAUUGAACGGACAUGUCAACCAGAUCUGGGUUGGAAUGGUACAGAAGCCAUAUGCAGCAGGGUCAAUUGCUCGACACGUUUCAGUCCUUUGAAUGGCGUCGUUGUGGCGGUGAACUCCACGUUUUCGUACAAUGACUUAAUCGAGUAUAUGUGUGAUGCGGGAUACGAGCUGAAUGGAAUUUCAAUACAGCAAUGCCAUGGCGAUGGUAACUGGAGUGAUAUUCCUCCUAUCUGUGAGCCAGUAAACUGUGGGUCGCUUUCACCGCCAUCCAAUGGGAACGUUUCAUUUCCGAACGGUUCAACUUAUAAGCAGAGUGCAGCCUUUGUAUGCGAUCAAGGCUUUGCUUUAAGCUCUUACGACGUUGUGAGUUGUAAUGCUUCAAGGAAAUGGUUUCCCCAAACUCCGACAUGUGACAUUAUAGACUGUGGACCAGUACCCGACCAAGUUAAUGGGUAUGUAAAUUUGUCCGGUGGGAUAUCAGGAAAUACAACAUACGGGGCCGUUGCAACAUACACCUGUAAUGCCGGUUUUACAAAGUCACACUUUCUUACCAGGACAUGCUCCGAUGGAUCAGUCUGGUCAAAUACUGCACCGAUAUGUCACACCAGUAUUAGCACAACACCAGGUGCUCCAGGGAAAUUGUACAUAAUGCCAUGCAUUUGUUACGAAAAUAAAACAUUUACUGGACUGACACAGGAGGAGAUAAUCAACCUGCUUGUCAAAGAAACAUCCAUUCAGGCUAACUCGACUGCAAAGAGUUUAAACAGACUGCGGAGUAGGACUGAUCCCAGAGCAUCGUCUACAGUCGUUGGUGUCGUGGCAAUAGCAAUCAUUUCGUCAAUAUUCGGACUUCUUUUUCUUUCGGAUAUUCCGACGCUUUUUAGACACACCAAGGCUGCUUUUACGAACAGAAUGGAAAACCUAUAUAAACCGUAACAUGAGCGCCAUAAUUGGAUUCCAACCAUUGUCCUUUUUCAGGAUGUAUUAUUGUUUUUAGUCAAAUUUAUAUGACAUGCUUUUUCACUGUAAACGUCAUCA